AUUUAUUUAUUUAUUUAUUUAUUUAUUUAUUUAUUUUCUCCAUACCAGGAAUGGAACUCAACCCUCGCGCUUGUCAGGCAGAUUCCGUGCCGCUGAGAGACAACCUGGGCCCUCCUGUUUCAAUUUAAAAAUGGCCAAACUGGGGCCCAGGGAGUUUCCUCCGGCGACCCAAAGUCAGCCAGCAAGCUCACAGAUGCGGCUGUGCACGCGGAGUUCGGAGCGGUCUGGUUUUCCCUCCUUGCGGAUGCCCGGGCGCCCAGUCCCCCCCCCCGCCCCCCCCCCCCGCGCCGCCGCUCUGCGGAGCGCGAGCCUCUGCGUCCCCUUUAACACCCCGCCCCCCUGCUCCCUCCUCCCCUUGCAGGCAGACGCCAGGAUUGCGCGGCCGCCCGCAGGCAGCUGCCCAGUCCUUCGGGCGCGGCGGGGAGCGCGGUCGGGACGCGGGGCCGCUGCGGGCGCGGGCAGGAUGGUGCGCGCUCCGGCGGCUCUCGGAGCCCGCGUGCUCUGGGCCGCGGCCUGGGGCCUCCUGCUGCUCUCGGCACCCGUGGGGGCGCAGCGCGGCCGCAAGAAGGUGGUGCACGUGCUCGAGGGGGAGUCGGGCUCCGUGGUGGUGCAGACGGCCCCCGGGCAGGUGGUCAGCCACCGGGGUGGCACCAUCGUCUUGCCCUGUCGCUACCACUACGAAGCGGCCGCCCACGGACACGACGGCGUCCGCCUCAAGUGGACGAAGGUGGUGGACCCGUUGGCCUUCAUCGAUGUCUUCGUGGCGCUGGGGCCCCAGCACCGGGCAUUUGGCAGCUACCGCGGGCGGGCUGAGCUGCAGAACGAUGGGCCUGGGGACGCGUCUCUGGUUCUGCGAAACGUCACCCUGCAGGACUACGGGCGCUACGAGUGUGAGGUCACCAACGAGCUGGAAGAUGACGCCGGCAUGGUCAAACUAGACCUGGAAGGCGUGGUCUUCCCCUACCACCCGCGUGGAGGCCGCUACAAACUGACUUUCGAGGAGGCAAAGCGCGCGUGCGCGGAGCAGGACGGCAUUCUGGCGUCAGCUGAGCAGUUGCAUGCGGCCUGGCGCGACGGCCUGGACUGGUGCAACGCGGGCUGGCUGCGCGACGGCUCGGUGCAGUACCCCGUGAGCAGGCCACGGGAGCCCUGCGGCGGCCUGGGCGGACCCGGGAGCGCAGGGCCUGAAGGCGGCGUCGCGCAAGGGGGCGUGCGCAACUAUGGUUACCGCCACAAUGCCCGGGAGCGCUACGACGCCUUCUGCUUCACCUCCAACCUUCCGGGACGCGUGUUCUUUCUGAAGCCUCUACGGCCUGUGCCCUUCGCGGGGGCGGCACGCGCCUGUGCAGCGCGCGGCGCGGACGUGGCCAAAGUGGGCCAGCUGUUCGCCGCCUGGAAGUUGCAGCUGCUGGACCGCUGCACCGCGGGCUGGCUGGCCGACGGCAGCGCGCGCUACCCCAUCGUGAACCCGCGCGCGCGCUGCGGGGGUCUCCGGCCUGGCGUGCGCAGCCUCGGCUUCCCAGACGCGUCGCGGCGCCUCUUUGGCGUCUAUUGCUACCGCGCGCCCGGCGCGCCCGACCCCGCGCCCGGCGGCUGGGGCUGGGGCUGGGCCGGCGGCGGCGGCUGGGCAGGGGGUUCGCGUGACCCUGGGGCCUGGACCCCGCUGCGCGUCUAGGAACCUGCAGGAGGGGUGGCCUUGACUGGCCACGCCCCCCAAGGCGCCCUGGACGCUGUCCACGACCCCGAGGGCUCCGGAAGCCCGGCCACAGGCCCUCUGGGCUUUUGGAAAGUAACGGCGCCCAUGGGGUGCCUGGCGCCCCCUCGAUACAGACCCAGCCCAUCUCUUCGGGACAGUGGAUUUCCCUCUCCCCAGUUUCUCCAGAAGGGCCACCACCUUCUUGAAGGCGGGCUACCCCUCUUCGUUCGGCCCCCUGGAGACAGACUGCUACCUCGGUCGCGUGGUGGCUGGACCCCCGAGACUGGCGACUGGCCACACACCCUCUGCAUUUCCCUGGAGACUGGAAACGUGUCCCUUUGAUCAGCUGUACACCGAAUCCCCUCCCACUAUCUGGAGAGAAAACGGAAACCUCAGGGUUCCCAGUUGACCACGGGUCCCCCACCCCACGGCCUGCAGACCGGGCUCUUCCACGAGCCCUGAGAAUGCCCUAAAGUUUCCGGGGUAACUAGCGCAUUCCCGGCCCCUGUGAGGACAGUCCCACCUCAGUCUCUUGGAAGAGCACUUUUAUUUAUAAGUCACCAGUAGAUCGACACGCCCCCAAGUGGCUGGCGACAGUGGCAGCUGAGCUCCAGCUCCCCCUCGGGAUUUCUCUGGAUGGGGAGCAGACCGGUCCCCCCAAGGCUCCUUGCAGGGCUGUCACCAAAGAGAUCAUUCCUUCGGUCCCAGCGACCCGUAAGAUUCUUGUCAUGGAGACCAGCAGCCUGGCUUCUUACUGUCACCAACAGAAAGUGACACCCCUCACCAGUCACGCCCAGUCCCUCCUCCGCUGUAACCAUGGAUACCACAGGUUUCCCAUCUCACCAGCCCUCACUCCAGAGGAUAUACUUCUACUCGGGCUGUCCCCACUCCUCAAAACUGUCCCCAGGGCAACCCAACAUUUGGUUCCGCGGCUGUCACUAUGGAAACAGGGUGCCUCCCCCGCCCUCUCCUGGCGCACCCGGGCUCUUGGCUUGGCCCCUGGGCUGCUGGGAGACCCCCUUGUUGCCGAGGAAACCAAACUCUGGUGUCUGAGGUGACACAACACCUGUCCCCAUAGGCUUUCCCUCCUCCACCAAGCUGUCGACUGUCAACGUCGUUCCCAUGACAACCGAUCUCCCAGUUCUCAGGAACUUUUCACCAGAGGCCCGAUGGGCCCAGGCUCAGACGGCGCUCCAGACAAGGCUAGACUUCUGGGGCCAUCGGUCACGCUCGGUAUGCACGCUAACUAUACACCGGGCAGCUGCUGUGCAUGCGCCACCCAGACUCAGAUUCCCACUUACAGGUCGGGCUCCGGCUGUGGGGUGCUCGGUCCUAUGAACUGUGUGGGUUCUGGGGCUACGCCCACCGCCCAGGCCACACCCAUCUCUCCCGGCCCCGCCCACAGCUUCCUCCCAAGGCCGGCGAUUUGCGCAAUGAGGUCAGACGCCAGGCCGACCUUUCCGCUGACAGUCCCUUCCUGUAGCCCGGUGGCGGGAGACCCCGGUUCUGAGGGCCCGUCUGGAGCGCUCCUCAUUGCUGUUCCCGUCUCUAGGAAACGCGCCUGCAAGCUUGGGCAUCGGGUGGGCACGGGUUUGGAUCCGGCCUGUUGUCUUUGCUCACUGUGUGACCAGGCGACAAAUCCCCUCUGAGCCUGCUUCCCUCAGCGUCCAGGGUUGUCUGCGGUUCCCUCGAGUGCAUUGCAUACAGCAGGAGUUCAAUAAAUCUUUGAUUUUUUUUUUUUUUUUUUUUUUGGUACCGGGGAUCGAACUCACGACAGCGCGCUUGCAGGGCAGGCCCUUAUGCUGCUGAGCUAAAUCCCCGGCCAUUCUUUGAUUCUUUUAAUAAAUGAGAAAACAACGCA
Molecule: messenger RNA, 3557 nt
Organism: Cavia porcellus (domestic guinea pig)
Lineage: Eukaryota; Metazoa; Chordata; Mammalia; Rodentia; Caviidae
Gene: Hapln4
Product: hyaluronan and proteoglycan link protein 4
Exons: 5
Coding region: 131-1675 (514 amino acids)
Biological process (GO): positive regulation of neuroblast proliferation; cell adhesion; central nervous system development
Cellular component (GO): perineuronal net; synapse
Molecular function (GO): hyaluronic acid binding
Source: RefSeq, a predicted model, not a curated record